AAUUACUUUUCCUUUAUCUCUCAUCAUCAACAGUGUCAACUUAGGGUUUCUGGACUGUUAGAAAAUAAUUCGAUCGAAGAGGAGAACACGGCUGGGGCUUUCCGUCCUGAGGCUAGGAAUUUUUGGAGAUAUGCAACUCACUCUCGAGUUCGGUGGUGGACUUGAGCUUCUUUGUCAGUCAGUUAAGAUACAUAAUGUUGAUGCUGAUAUGUCAGCUGGUGAAGAGAAGAUUACAAUGAGAAACUUGCUGUCUUGGGUUCGUACCAAUUUGAUCAAGGAGAGGCCUGAAAUGUUCAUGAAAGGAGAUACCGUGAGACCUGGUGUUCUAGUCCUCAUUAAUGAUUGCGAUUGGGAGUUAAGUGGUCAGCUUGAUACACCCUUAGAGGAGAAGGAUGUGGUGGUUUUUAUUUCGACAUUGCAUGGAGGAUGAUAUCUUUAUCCUUUAAGGAUGUAGUCUCUUGCUAAUUAUGCUACUACUGUUUGAUAACAACCUCCUCCCC
Molecule: messenger RNA, 500 nt
Organism: Telopea speciosissima
Lineage: Eukaryota; Viridiplantae; Streptophyta; Magnoliopsida; Proteales; Proteaceae
Product: ubiquitin-related modifier 1 homolog 2-like
Exons: 4
Coding region: 131-430 (99 amino acids)
Biological process (GO): tRNA thio-modification; protein urmylation
Cellular component (GO): nucleus; cytoplasm
Molecular function (GO): protein tag activity
Source: RefSeq, a predicted model, not a curated record